CGGAAGUUAUCUUACGAUGUCGGCGUUUGACUAUUUGACUGGAGGAAGAACUGCCCACCACAGAUGCGGCUCCACUGCUGGAGACCCCACAGUAUUCCCCACGUCAUCGCGCUAUCGCGCUAUGCUAUGCCGACCCCCAUGGAGUAGUGGAUCGGCAUUCUCGUGCUCUUCCGGGACUGCGAUAUAAAUCUAAACGUCCUCCUUGGAUGUUUGAGGUUCAUCGCAAUCCUCCCUCGCGACGACCCUGGUCUUUGCUAGCGACACUCGACACCGACUGCGCAGCUCAAAAAAGUUUCUGCUCGUAACGAAUUCGCCUCAACGAGUCCCAAUCAUGGCAAAGCUCGACCUCCCCGCGGUAUGGCGCGACAUCAAGACGUAUCGUCGAGCCUACCUCCUCACAGUAGUUGCUUCCUUUGGUGGAAUGCUUUUCGGUUGGGACACGGGUCUGAUUGGUGGUGUUCUGACAAUGGAUGCCUUCCAAGAGUCAUUCAAACUUGACCCUUACAGCCCCAACUUUGCCAAUCUCCAAGGCAACAUCGUCUCCGUUCUGCAAGCCGGCUGCUUCUUCGGCGCUCUCGCAUCAUUCUACGUCAGCGACACCUUUGGCCGCAAGCGGGCUCUCAUCAUCGCGGACAUCAUCUUCAUCAUCGGCUCGAUGGUGCAGACACUCUGUGCACUGGGCACAACCAGCCUGGCUCAGCUAUACGUUGGACGUGUCAUUGGCGGUUUCGGCGUUGGUCUCAUCUCAGCUGUUGUACCAACAUACAUCUCUGAGAAUGCACCCAAGGAAAUUCGAGGACGAUGCGUUGGAUGCAUGCAACUCGCCAACGUCACCGGCAUCUGUCUGUCGUUCUUUGUCAACUACGGCAUCAACCUCGACAUCACCAGCCGCUUCAACUCCGCUAAGUGGCGCGUUCCUUUUGCUCUACAGAUGCUCCCCGGCGUCAUCCUCCUUGUUGGUAUCGUCUUCAUGAACGAAAGUCCCCGCUGGCUUGUCGAGAAGAACCGCAUUACUGAAGCAGCCACGGCACUUGCCCACGUGCGCGGCAAGCCCACCAACGACCCGGAUGUUGUCCAGGAGCUUGACGACAUCAUUGCUGACUUUAACGGUCACGAGAAGAUGCCAAUGGUCGCCCAGCUCAAGUCGGCCUGCUCGAACAAAAAGAUCUUCUACCGCUCUUCCUUUGCUGUCAUUCUCAUGUUCUGGCAGCAGUGGACUGGUACAAACUCCAUCAAUUACUACGCACCGCAGAUUUUCAAGCAGAUUGGUCUCACAGGUGGCUCCGCCGGACUUUUCGCGACUGGUGUCUACGGUAUUGUCAAGAUCGUCGUUACUGCUAUUGGUCUGAUGGCCUUUACCGAACAGCUCGGCCGCAAAUGGUCACUCUUGAUCGGCUCUGCAGGCCAAGCUUUCGCUAUGUUCUACAUCGGCAUCAACCAGGCUGUGCACCCACCCACCGGUGAGCUGGAUGGCAACGCCAUCUUCGCCAUCAUUUGCGUGUAUCUCUUCGUCGUCUUUUACUCGUUUGGCUGGGGCCCCAUCCCCUUCGUCCUUUCCUCCGAGUGCGCGCCAAACCACGUUCGUUCGCUCAUCAUGGCUGCCGCCCUUAUGACCCAAUGGCUAUUCAACUUCGUGAUUGCAAAGAUCACACCCAUCAUGCUCGCGGAUAUCACUUACGGUACUUUCCUGCUGUUCGGAGCCUGCUGCAUCAUCAUGGGUAUCUACACCAUUUUCUGCGUGCCCGAGACCAAGGGUGUGCCGCUCGAAUCUAUCCACCUCCUGUUCGAGGGCAACAUUGUUGCUGGCUGCGUCAAGGACGCUGUCCCCGCAAUGUCGCGCGCGAAGAAGAUCAAGAACACGCACUACGCUGAGGAAGUUGAGGAUAUUGACGGAGGCGCGCCGAAGCAGAACAGGAGCGUCGAGUAUGUCGAGACUGCUUAAGAAGAAUCGGACGAGAAAAGACGGAAAGGAAAGUACCUACCGC
Molecule: messenger RNA, 1985 nt
Organism: Macroventuria anomochaeta
Lineage: Eukaryota; Fungi; Ascomycota; Dothideomycetes; Pleosporales; Didymellaceae
Product: general substrate transporter
Exons: 4
Coding region: 332-1942 (536 amino acids)
Biological process (GO): carbohydrate transport; transmembrane transport
Cellular component (GO): membrane
Molecular function (GO): carbohydrate:proton symporter activity
Source: RefSeq, a predicted model, not a curated record